Messenger RNA from Puccinia graminis f. sp. tritici CRL 75-36-700-3, 1017 nucleotides. RefSeq lists its product as uncharacterized. The coding region runs from base 1 to 1017 and encodes 338 amino acids. NCBI's taxonomy places the organism in Eukaryota, Fungi, Basidiomycota, Pucciniomycetes, Pucciniales, Pucciniaceae. The transcript has 2 exons. The record is from RefSeq and is a predicted model, not a curated record.
AUGCCCACUUACUAUGUCAACCCUUUCGGCCUCGAGACCCCCACGACAACAAACGCUUACCCCAGCCUUCCCUCAACAAUCUUGCCUGAUUCCCCUGAGUUGGACCUGCCUCACAUGGAUACGCGCAGCAACACCCCGGACGGUGACACCCAAUUGAGGGUUGAUGACAUCCCAGGUUACAAAGGACUUGCUCUCGGCUGGCAGGGAAAACUCAUGAAGGUUUUGGUAGCAUUUAAGCUAUAUGUUGUCUCAAAGAAUAAGAAAAAGGAGAAGACCUGGGUCCCAUGCGCCUCGACUUCUGAAUUCCCGGUCGAUGUAACGUUGGGUGUGACCGAUUUCGAUCAGUUCAGAGAGCUUGUGGCAGCUGCUUGCAACGUUCACUUCAAGAGCACGGGUGGGAUCAUUCGCGAAUCAAUCGAGGAUCCAGUUCGCAUGCCCUUGGCGUGGUUGGUAAGCAUCCCUCGGGUCGAUGAAUGGAAGAAGAGCGACAAGGUCAAGAUGUCGGACCCUUCCGACUAUCAAGACUGGCUUGUUGCUGCCUUCCGUGCGGGGAAGAAGAGUGUUGGCUUGGACAUCAAGAUGCCCGACCCCGCCGAGGCGAAACGACGGGCCAAGAAGGAGGACCUCCUUGCGAAGCGAGAGGCUCGAGCGGCGGCGGUGAAGGCGUCGGCUUCCAAGAAACGCAAGUCUAAGAAUGGUCGUGGAGGGAGCGGUGGUGGUGGGGAUGGUGGAGGCGGCGGUGGGGGCGGACCCGAUGGAGGUGGAGCGUCUUCGGAAGUCAGCUCAGAUACCGACAACUCAGGCUCUGAGAUUGAUGCGGACGAUUUCGACGACAUCAACUUCCACAUGCGAUCAAUCUACCGGGCCCAUCCAACCAAUGUCGCUUAUGAUCGGCUCAUCCCGGUUUACAUCGACCCAACCAACCCGCGACGGUACAUCUUGUUAUCGACCGCCGCAGUGCAGACUUGGGCGAAAGACCUGGUAUGUCCAGUCGCCAAUAUCCUCGUUGAUCACUGA